This is a messenger RNA of Plenodomus lingam JN3, 993 nucleotides long. NCBI's taxonomy places the organism in Eukaryota, Fungi, Ascomycota, Dothideomycetes, Pleosporales, Leptosphaeriaceae. The record is from RefSeq and is a predicted model, not a curated record.
AUGCAGGACAAUCACCAACAAGAACAACAAAAGCUCCCCCAGCAAAACUGGUCUCCGACUCAAUACCUGAAAUUCGCAGACGAACGCACCCGUCCCGUACAUGACCUCGUCACACGGGUCCGCCCGUUGCUGACGACCCAGACGCCGCGAAUCUUCGAUUUGGGCUGCGGUCCGGGAAACAGCACGGCCGUGUUAGCCUCGGUGUGGGAAAAUGCGCGGAUCACGGGGGUAGAUGGGAGUUUGGCCAUGGUGCAGCGGGCACGGGAGAGAUUCCGUGCGUCGGCGGAAAAGGCGGGGACAGUUGAAGGCGAAGAAGGAAGAAAACAGAUUGAUUUCCAACACGCAGAUAUAACUCAUCUGACACUGCCCUGCACACCCAAUCCCCCCGACCUCGUCCUUUCAAACGCCGCGUUCCACUGGCUUCGCACGCCCACGCGCCUGCAAACCCUGCGUCGGCUUUUCCAGGCCCUGGCCCCGGGCGGCGUGUUAGCGCUGCAGGUACCGGAUAACUACGAGGCGUGGACGCACCGGGCGAUGCGGGAUGUAGCCGUCCUAUCGAAUCGGCCGUGGUCGCGGUACUUCGAGGGUGUGGGGGUGGGAAAUGUGCAGGAUGAGACGAGGCCGGAUUUAGAUCCUAUCGAGGCGCCGGAACUGUGGUAUCAGUGUCUUGCGCCACUGGCUGCGGGGGCUGAGUCUUUGGGUGGGGAGGGCAGGGCGCGGGUGGAUUUGUGGAGGACGGAGUAUAUGCAUGUUGUUGAUGGGGUUGGGGCGAUUGUCGAGUGGGUUAAAGGAACGGGGUUGCAGCCUUUUUUGCAGCAGAUUGAGGGGGCGGAUGUUGGGGAGGUUUCAUGUGAGGAGAGGGAGGAGGCGAGGAGGGCGUUUUUGGAGGAGUAUGAGAGGGCGUUGGGGGAGAGGUAUUCGUGGGAUGUGGGAGGGGGUAAGGUGAUUUUGGGGUAUAGGAGAUUGUUUGUUGUUGCUGUUAGGGGGGGUUGA